Messenger RNA from Capsella rubella, 4640 nucleotides. Its product is annotated as transcriptional elongation regulator MINIYO. Bases 55 to 4473 code for a protein of 1472 amino acids. The record is from RefSeq and is a predicted model, not a curated record. Lineage: Eukaryota; Viridiplantae; Streptophyta; Magnoliopsida; Brassicales; Brassicaceae. The transcript is spliced from 10 exons.
AAAAAUACGCAGCGAAGAAGAAGGUUUAGAGAGAGAGAGGGAAAGGGUUAAGUGAUGGAGCAAAGUAGCGGGAGAGUCAAUCGGAAAGGACCCAACGUCUUGGCGACGGCUUCGAGCCUUGUUGGGAGCAUCGUGGAGAAAGGUAUAUCGGAGAAUAAGCCUCCAAACAAGCCGCUUCCCCCAAGCCCCACUCUUCUUUCCUUCCCCGUCGCUCGUCAUCGUUCUCACGGACUCCAUUGGGCUCCUGCGGGGACCUUAGCACAAUCUAAUGACCAUGAGGAAGAAGAAGAAGAAGAAGAAGAGCGUUUCAUGAAUGCAGCUGCUUUUGCUAAACCGCUUCAACGAAAGGAGAAGAAACACAUGGACCUCAGGACGUGGAAAGAUAUGGUCUCUGCAUCCACAUCUGGCCCUAAGGAUUCAAGGAAAGUUAAGAUCAUUACAACAACUUCGCUCUCUGUUGCCUCCCCCGACGUUCCCACUACUUCCCCCAACACUUUACUCGUUAAACCUGCCAGGGCAUCUGACCAGAGAGAGUUUCUUUCUCAGAAAUCACCCUUUAGUAAUGAUCUGGGAACCGAGGAAAAUAUUUCGUCUAAGGCUUCUACUCCCCUAGCUGUUUCUUCCUCCAUAUCGAAUGGACUUGGGACUAGACAAGCCUCUUCGUGUCUUGAGAGUGAUAUUGAUGUAGAGAACCAUGCAAGGUUGCAGACAAUGUCACCCGAAGAGAUUGCAGAAGCACAGGCUGACUUAUUGGACAAAAUGGAUCCUGCAUUACUAAACAUUUUGAAGAAACGAGGUCAGGAAAAAAUGAAGAAGCGAAAGCAUUCAGUGCCUGGGGUUUCCAUUGCCGAAGAGGCAGCAAAGAAUUCUAGAACUGAGGCUCAUUUUGUCACUCCUGAAAUUCUCUCACGACAAGGCCAGGCGGUUACUCCAUCUACUUCUCUAGUGAUGCCGAUACUAAAAGAAAAAUGUGUGGUGCAGAAGUCAGCGUUAGCCCAAGGAUUCUUGUGGGAUGCAUGGACUGAGAGGGUUGAGGCAGCCAGGGACUUGAGAUUUUCUUUUGACGGGAAUGUUGUUGAGGAUGAUGUUGUCUCAGCAGCUGAAACUGGUGAAAAGUGGUCUAGCGUUGGAUCUGCUGCUGAACGUGACUUCUUGAGAACUGAGGGAGACCCUGGGGCAGCAGGGUACACCAUCAAAGAAGCUAUUGCUCUCGCACGGAGUGUGAUUCCUGGGCAAAGAUGCCUUGCUUUGCAUCUGCUUGCAUCUGUACUCGACAAAGCUUUGAACAAACUUUGUGGGAGCAGAAUUGGCUACACAAGGGAAGAAAAAGAUAAAUCCACUGAUUGGGAAGCCAUCUGGGCUUAUGCCCUUGGACCGGAACCUGAGCUUGUCUUAGCAUUGAGGAUGGCUCUUGAUGACAACCAUACCUCUGUUGUUCUAGCAAGUGUAAAAGUGAUUCAGUGUCUACUGAGCUGUUCUCUUAACGAGAACUUCUUUGAUAUCUUGGAGAACAUGGAACACGGGAGGGACAUCUUCACGGCCCCGGUGUUUAGGAGUAAGCCGGAUAUUGAUCUUGGCUUCCUCCGUGGUUGCUACUGGAAGUAUAGCGCUAAACCUUCGAAUAUUGUUCCUUUCCGUGAAGAAAUCAUGGAGGACGGGACAGAGGAUACGGAAACUAUUCAGAAAGAUGUUUUUGUAGCCGGACAAGAUGUUGCUGCUGGUCUUGUCAGAAUGGAUAUCCUUCCACGAAUUUAUCACCUUCUGGAGACAGAACCAACAGCAGCGCUAGAGGACAGCAUAAUAUCUGUUACUAUUGCGAUAGCAAGGCAUUCUCCAAAAUGUGCAACUGCAAUCUUGAAGUAUCCCAAAUUUGUUCAAACAAUUGUAAAAAUAUUCAAAUUGAACAAAAGAAUGGACGUUCUUCCUUCUCAGAUCAAUUCUGUCCGUCUCUUAAAGGUGUUGGCCCGGUAUGAUCAAAGUACUUGCAUUGAAUUUGUGAAGAACGGGAUUUUCAACGCCGUUACGUGGCAUUUGUUUCAGUUCACCUCCUCUCUUGACUCAUGGGUAAAGUUAGGGACGCAGAACUGCAAGCUUUCAUCCACUUUGAUGGUUGAACAGCUCCGGUUUUGGAAGGUCUGUAUCCAUAAUGGCUGUUGUGUAUCUCGCUUCCCAGAGCUAUUCCCAGCUCUGUGUCUGUGGUUGAAUUGUCCAUCAUUCGAAAAGCUCAGGGAGACAAAUCUCAUCAGCGAGUUUACUUCCAUGUCUAAGGAGGCCUAUCUUGUCCUUGAGGCUUUUGCCGAGACACUUCCUAAUAUGUACUCACAAAACCUUCCACGGAAAGAAUCGGGGACUUGGGACUGGAGUUAUGUUAGCCCUAUGAUUGAUUCAGCACUGAGCUGGAUAUCAUUGGCCCCUCAAUUACUCGAGUGGGAGAGAGGAAUUGAAAGUGUCUCUGUGUCCACUACUUCUUUGUUGUGGUUGUAUUCGGGUAUCAUGCGUACAAUUUCCGUAGUCCUUGAAAAAAUCUCUCCCCAUGGAGAGGAAGAACCUCUACCAUGGCUGCCGGAGUUUGUUCCAAAGAUUGGCCUUGCCAUCAUCAAGCAUAAGCUUCUUAGUUUUUCCGUUGCAGAAGUAAGUAGGUGUAGAAAAGACUCUUCCAGGUGUGCCUCUUUUAUGGAAUUUUUGUGUUUUCUAAGAGAACGAUCUCAAUAUGAUGAACUAGCAUUGGCUUCUGUGAGAUGCCUUCAUGGGUUAAUGCGGACUAUCGUGUCCAUCCAAACUCUGAUAGAAUCUGCUAGAUCUAAGAUGAAAACUCCUCAUCAGGGAAGUAUUUGCACUAGAGACGAAUCUGUGCUUGCAAAAGGAAUUCUGGCAGAGUCUCUGGCUGACCUAACAUCCGUGUCGAGCUCUUUUAGAGAUUCUGUUUCAUCGGAAUGGUCCAUUGUACAAUCCAUUGAGCUGCACAAACGAGGCGGACUGGCCCCUGGGGUGGGACUUGGUUGGGGAGCUAGUGGUGGAGGGUUUUGGUCAACCAGAAUUCUGUUGGCACAGGCUGAUGCCGGUCUUCUGAGUCUCUUUCUUAACAUCUCGCAGAUGGACGCGCAUAAUGAUCAGGGAUCUGUUUGCUUGAUGGAUAAAAUGAACUCCGCUUUAGCUAUGUGCUUGAUUGCAGGUCCAAGGGAUCAUUUACUUGUGGAAAGAGCCUUCGACUAUGUCCUCAGACCACAUGCUUUAGAACACCUGGCCUGCUGUAUCAAGUCAGAUGAGAAAACCAUAUCAUUUGAAUGGGAUUGCAGCGAGGAGGAUUAUCGUCGUAUGAGCAGUAUGCUUGCUUCUCACUUCAGACAUAGAUGGUUACAGCCAAAGGGAAAAUCUAAAGCUGAGAAAGGAGUCGAUGGGGUAAAGAAGGGCACAGUUGGUUUGGAGACUAUUGAUGAGGACGGUGAAAUGCCAACUUAUUCAACUCCGGAUCAAAAAGUAGACUCUUCGAGCAUAGAGUGGGCUCACCAGAGAAUGCCCCUACCUCCACACUGGUUUCUCAGCGCCAUUUCAGCAGUCCACAGUGGUAAAACCUCAGCAGGACCACCAGAAUCCACAGAGUUGCUUGAAGUCGCGAAAGCUGGAGUUUUCUUUCUUGCAGGACUUGAGUCCUCGUCUGGGUUUGGAUCGCUUCCGUCUCCUGUUUUGAGUGUGCCGUUGGUUUGGAAGUUUCACGCUUUGUCUACCGUGUUGCUUGUUGGAAUGGACAUCAUCGAAGACAAGAACACUAGGAAUUUGUACAGUUUUCUGCAGGAGCUCUAUGGGCAGGUUCUUGAUGAAGCGAGGCUAAACCACCAUGACAUAGAGAUCCUGAGGUUCAAGUCAGACAUUCACGAGAACUACUCUACUUUUCUGGAGAUGGUUGUGGAGCAGUAUGCUGCAGUGUCAUAUGGUGAUGUACUGUAUGGCCGACAGGUAUCGAUUUACUUGCAUCAACGUGUGGAAUCCUCAGUACGGCUUUCAGCAUGGACUGCGCUCUCCAAUGCCCGUGUUCUUGAGCUUCUUCCGGGACUAGACAAGUGCUUGGGAAAAGCAGAUGGUUAUCUUGAACCGGUUGAGGAAAACGAGGCAGUCCUAGAGGCGUACCUGAAGUCAUGGACUUGUGGAGCCCUGGACAGAGCUGCGGCGCGAGGAUCAGUAGCCUUUGCAGUUGUUGUGCAUCAUUUAUCAUCUGUAGUAUUCUGCAAAGAAGCCAAGGAAAAAAUAUCCCUGCAGAAUAAGAUAGUGAAGUCUCUGAUGAGAGAUUUGUCGAGAAAGAGGCAUCGUGAGGGGAUGAUGCUGGAACUGGUGGGGUAUAGGGUUGGAGACGCCAUGGAAGAAAGGAAGGAGAAAGAGAGAAGAUUGGAGGUGUUGAAAGAGGCGUGUGAAGGGAACUCGUCCCUGCUAUCGGAAAUGGAGAAGCUCAAGUCCGUCGCAUUAUGUGGAAGAAGGUGAAACCCGAGUGCCAGUGGGUGUCAUCAUAGAUAGUAGCUAUGAGCGGAUUGAAAGAGAAUGUGUUGUGUCCAUUUCUUUUCUCUUAAAAUAAAUUAAUUUUGAGCUGUGUAAUUAAAUCCAAUCCAAUCCAAUCCAAUCCAAUCAGUCCCCUCUGUGGGUUCUCCGGA